AUGUUAGUGCAAGUCACUACCCUCACGGAAGCGGAUAUCUCUGGAGCCGUAACUUGUAUCCAGCAGGCUUUCAAGGACGAUCCGUACAACCACUGGGUGUUCGACAAAGACAAUUUCUCCUUUGAGCGAAAUGCCGUCUCCCUUGCCAUUAGAUGCAGAUGGGGCAUGAGCCAUGCUCUCUUCCAUGUGGCCAAAGAUAAUGACGAUCCAACCGGUGAAGUCCUGGGUGUGGCGUGCUGGCUCCCUCCGCGCUCCUCGCAGACGGCGUUGAUUUGGCAUGACUGGGCGGGCGACUGGUGGCUAUGGUUCUCUCAGGUCCGAAUGAAUAUGUGGUACGGCCGGGGUGGACUGAACGUUCAGCGCUACUGGAUCUGGAAAGCGCGACAGGCUGAGGCACAAGAACAACUCUGGACUGAUGCAAAAGGAUACUAUUUCUGCAACAUCGUGACUGUGCUACCAAAAGCGCAAGGCAGAGGUAUUGGGAAGCUGCUCUUCAAGCAUGUUAUUGAUCAGGCUGAUCGCGAGGGCGUGAAGUGCUAUCUGGAGAGCAGCCGUGCCGUGCCCAACAUGGCUAUCUAUGAGAAAAUGGGAUUUGACAUGGCGAGGGAGAUGGAAUGUGCUGAUGAUGGGACUGCGAUUACGCUCUAUUGUAUGAUGCGCGAGCCGAAGUUGAGCUGA
Molecule: messenger RNA, 678 nt
Organism: Recurvomyces mirabilis
Lineage: Eukaryota; Fungi; Ascomycota; Dothideomycetes; Mycosphaerellales; Teratosphaeriaceae
Exons: 1
Coding region: 1-678 (225 amino acids)
Molecular function (GO): acyltransferase activity, transferring groups other than amino-acyl groups
Source: RefSeq, a predicted model, not a curated record